AUGGAAGUUGGGAUAGAGGAUUGCCUGCACAUUGAGUUUGAGUACAACAAAAGCAAGUAUCACCUAAAAGAUGUCAUCCUUGGCAAAAUAUACUUUCUUCUUGUGAGGAUCAAGAUGAAGAACAUGGAUCUUGAGAUACGGAGGCGGGAAUCAACAGGUGCUGGUGCUAAUACUCAUGUGGAGACAGAAACACUUGCGAAAUUUGAGUUGAUGGACGGAACCCCAGUUAGAGGUGAGUCAAUACCUGUAAGACUGUUUCUUGCCCCGUACGAUCUUACACCAACGCAUCGCAACAUUAACAACAAAUUCAGCGUCAAGUAUUAUCUGAAUCUUGUACUGGUUGAUGAAGAGGAUCGCAGAUACUUCAAGCAGCAAGAAAUCACGUUGUACAGGUUGAAGGCAGACACAUCAUCUGUUUGAGUCUUGUGUAAAGCCUUUUAGACUUUUGUGUACUCAGAUUUUAGCUAAAGACUUUGUUAUUUGGGUUUGGAAGUUAGAAUGAAUAGUUUGGUCAUUGAUCAAA
Raphanus sativus (radish) is the source of this 523-nucleotide messenger RNA. Its product is annotated as vacuolar protein sorting-associated protein 26A-like. Lineage: Eukaryota; Viridiplantae; Streptophyta; Magnoliopsida; Brassicales; Brassicaceae. Gene Ontology annotation, biological process: intracellular protein transport; retrograde transport, endosome to Golgi. Gene Ontology annotation, cellular component: retromer complex; endosome. The record is from RefSeq and is a predicted model, not a curated record.